This is a messenger RNA of Bicyclus anynana (squinting bush brown), 1417 nucleotides long. Its product is annotated as octopamine receptor 1-like. Gene Ontology annotation, cellular component: membrane. Gene Ontology annotation, molecular function: alpha1-adrenergic receptor activity. The record is from RefSeq and is a predicted model, not a curated record. The coding region runs from base 161 to 1273 and encodes 370 amino acids. Gene Ontology annotation, biological process: phospholipase C-activating G protein-coupled receptor signaling pathway; adenylate cyclase-activating adrenergic receptor signaling pathway; positive regulation of cytosolic calcium ion concentration. The transcript has 9 exons. Lineage: Eukaryota; Metazoa; Arthropoda; Insecta; Lepidoptera; Nymphalidae.
UGUCUACUAAUUAUUAAAUGAUUAUUUGAAUCGAUGUAAUAUUUUCUCGUAAAUAAUUGUUCAUAUCAAAUUAUGACAUGGUUUGUGUAAUUUAGUGAAUGAAUACUUAGUUGUAAUAUGUGACUCAAGUUGAUUUAUACCGAGGAUUGUUUUAUCUGCAAUGUGGUUGCAGCCGCGCGGUGAGACGAGCACUGGCUGGUGGACGGCUGGCACCGCCUUGCUGGCAAUCACCAGUGCCACUGUGUUCGCCAACCUGGCAGUGAUGGUGGCGCUCUGGCGGGUGCGGAGGGCCCCCUCGCACUACCCCCUGAUGAGCCUGGUGAUGGCUGACUUCCUGGUGGGCGUGGCGGUGUUACCCGUUGCUGCGAUGAGAGAGCUAUUUGUUUUUAAUUUAAAUCGCAUAAUCUGCGCACUAUGGAGUACAUUAGAUGUGCUAUGCUGUACAGCGUCUAUCCUCUCGCUAAGCGUACUUGGCUGGGAGAGGUACUCUGGCAUCACGGCGCCGUUGGCACGAGCGCGGCGGGCCAAGACUGCCAGGACGUUGUCAGUUCUCGUCUGGCCAGUUUCCAUUCUGGUAGCGUUGCCAGACGCUUUCAUUCCCUCCCCAAAGGCAUUAAAUCCAGGGGAGUUGGAAAAAGCUUGUGACGUUAAUACUAAUAUUUGGUACGUGUUCUUCAGCAUAACGCUCUCAUUCUACGUGCCUGCGACCAUGAUCUUGACUCAGUACGGGUUCAUCCUACGCGCACUCGCCUCGCCACCGCAUAUACGGGCGCACCGGGGACGGACGGUGUCGCCGCACUGUCAAAAGCUGAAGUCACAACAGACACAACAUAAAUCUUCGCCAAAGUUGGCGUCUCCAAGCGCUUCCGUAAAAACUGACACCAAUCAGAAUUUAGCUGUCGAUGCAACACCUAAAGCACCAAAUAAUUCGGCAGCACGCAUUAUGGCCUGUACUGAACCCACUACAGGAAAAUGUAGCUACAAGAGCAACUUCAUAGAGCGCCAGCGUCGAGCAACCCGCAUGAUUGUGAUGCUGAUGGCACUGUUCUUCGUCUGUUGGACUCCGUACUUCGUUAUAUUACCUUUAGAUGCGCUGUACGACAUCGUGAGUGACAGCUCCUGGGCGUGGUGCUCAUGGCUGGGCUACGUCAACUCGGCGCUCAACCCGUUCGUGUACGCCGCCGCCUCGCCCAGCGUGCGCCGCGUGUUGCAGCACAGCCACACCAGCUCUGGGCAAGAUAUACCACUAGCGCAGCGGUCGCACAGACCUUGACUGAGGUUACCAAGAUGGCGUGGUGACGUCACAAAAUGGCGGCUAGAGCGAGAAAAUGGCGGCAAGUGACAAUAUGGCGGCGGCUAAUGGCGGGGAAAGGGAACUAGCGGCGCCGAAAUCUCUGGCAUCCGGUGAGCAGGUCUU